UACGACGUAAACUGUAUUUAUUUAAUAUAAAAGUGUUUUUGUGGAAAUGAUAACAUCUUUUAAAGAGUCCUACGUCUUUAGACAGUUAGCAGCGAUUGCGGCUUCAGGAUGGCUUUCAUUAACUGCUGGCUUUGCAUACGGGUUCAGCGCGGUUCUCCUUCCAGACCUUAAAGAAGAUGAAAAUUUUCCAUAUAAUGAUAAUCUAGGUUCUUGGAUCGCUUCAAUUACUCCACUAUCCAUGAUUGUUUGUUGCCUCUGUGCGGGAUCAAUUAUCGACAGAUUUGGAAGAAAAGUUGGCCAUAUUAUACUUAGCAUGUUAUCAGUAAUUAGUUGGGUGAUAAUAGCAUUUGCUACCAACGUGACUCUUCUACUCAUCGGUAGAUUUGUGGCUGGUUUUUCCGUUGGAUCAAAUAGACCAGUGACUUUGGUAUACCUUGGUGAAAUCACAUCACCAAAAUACAGAUGUUAUUCUUUACUAUGCCCAUCAUUUUCACUUUCCUUGGGCAUCCUUCUAUGCCAUGUAAUUGGAGGAUAUAUUUCAUGGAGAAAGAGCAGUUAUAUAUACAUCGUGGUGAAUCUUUUAUGUUUAAUUUCUUUAUUUUUCUUAAAAGAAACUCCUUUAUGGUUGAUAUCGAAAGGAAAUAUCGAUGAAGGAAUUAAGUCAUUCAUAGGAUUUAGAGGAAAAGGAAUUGAAGCAGAGUCAGAACUUAAAUUAGUUUUGCAAAGACAGAAUGAAAAAACAGACAAAUAUUUGAUGAAAGAUAUUUUUAGUUUAGCAUUUAUUAAACCGUUUUGUACGGCAAUUUUAUUAGCCGUAGUCACACAAUUUAAUGGAAUAAAUUCAAUAACAUUUUACGCAAAGGAAAUACUCGGAAACACUGUGAAGGGUGAAAUCGAUCCAUUUUUAUUGAUGAUAAUGUAUGACAUAAUCAGACUUUUAACUUUCAUUCUGAUAUUUCUUUGUAAUAAAUUCAUACCACGUAAGAUUUUAUUUAUAGGCGUAAAUAUUUGUUGCUGUAUUUCAUUAUUUAGCUUAGUUGCAUUUCUAUCUCUUAUGAAUGUAUCGGAAUAUGUAUGGUUAGCAGUGACGCUUAUUAUUUUGUAUACAGUCUUCGGUUCUAGCAUUGUGGUUCUAGCUUGGACAUUCAUUCCAGAAUUAUUUUCUGGCAAUUUACGGGGAUUGGGAUCAGGACUAUCAGCGUCUAUAUCAUUCCUACUGCUAUUUGUUUGUGUGAAAAUUUCUCCAGGUUUUAUGGCAAAUUAUGGUGAAAUUUACAUGUAUGCAUGUUUUGGGUUGAUAACAGCUGUAACGACAAUUAUAUUAUGUUUUCUUUUACCUGAAACAAAUGGCCGAACGCUGCAGGACAUAGAGGAUACUUACAAAAAAAAUACUACUAUAUAAUCAUUAUUGUAAAUUAAGGAACUUAAUAUAAUUAAUUAAGCGGAUCUUUGUUUUAUUUAUCAAUUACACCUAAAUUACCUUAACUUUAUUAAUUGUUCGCCGAAAGUUAAAAUAAACUAAUACAGAGAUAUACUGAUUUCUUUAAAGUUAAGAAUGCC
This is a messenger RNA of Nymphalis io (European peacock), 1560 nucleotides long. RefSeq names its product facilitated trehalose transporter Tret1-like. The record is from RefSeq and is a predicted model, not a curated record. NCBI's taxonomy places the organism in Eukaryota, Metazoa, Arthropoda, Insecta, Lepidoptera, Nymphalidae. Bases 47 to 1402 code for a protein of 451 amino acids. Gene Ontology annotation, molecular function: transmembrane transporter activity. Gene Ontology annotation, cellular component: membrane. Gene Ontology annotation, biological process: transmembrane transport. The transcript is spliced from 3 exons.